AUGCUCUCCUCAAGCAUCAUCGCUGUGUGUGCACUGCCGCUUGCUUUCGCAGCACCUUUCUGCAUUCGUCAAAACAGCACGGCAAAUGUCACUACAACAUGCGACCUCAGCAACAUCUCUCAGCCUGCCAACACUCUCACACCACCUUCUGCGGACUUGCACCUUGUCUUGAUUGCCCGUGGACAAGGCACGCAAAAUUACACAUGUGCGACAGCGACUUCCGUACCUUCAGCCAUCGGCGCCGUAGCCGAGCUGUUCAAUGCCUCCUGCGAGGUCGCCAACCCAAGUGAAGCCCAGAACAGCGUGGUCCAAGCAGCCACCAUUGGAAACCACUUCUUUGCCGAUCUGACCACUCCCGACUUCGCUAUUGCAGGCCUAGGAAACACCAAGACAAAGAAGGUCGAGGAGGUUGCUGCACCCAACCCAGGCGCUGAUAUCAAGUGGCUCAGGCUACAAGCGCAAGCCUCGGACUCUACGAGUCAGGUCAAGUACAUCUACAGACUGAAGACUGUUGGUGGGCUCGCGCCAACGAGCUGUGAAGGGAGGGCGGAAGGGGAGGUAGUGACGGUGCAGUACGAGGCGCAAUACUGGAUGUAUGCUUGA
This is a messenger RNA of Ascochyta rabiei, 603 nucleotides long. RefSeq lists its product as uncharacterized. The transcript has a single exon. The record is from RefSeq and is a predicted model, not a curated record. The coding region runs from base 1 to 603 and encodes 200 amino acids. Lineage: Eukaryota; Fungi; Ascomycota; Dothideomycetes; Pleosporales; Didymellaceae.